AAUCAGCAGAGCUGAGAGACACGUCCCUCAUUCCAACAGUAGCUGUUCAUCUUUCGAAACAAAUAUUCUAUUGCUUUACACAGCGCAUUUGUAAAGACCUAACAAUUAAAAAUGUCACUCAAGUGGAAGAAAGCCGAUGGCUAAUCACUUAUAUGUGAAAACGUUAGAUACACCUUGUAUUAGAUGCUGCUUUUGGGGAAAACCACGCUAUUUUGAAAACAUAUAAAUAAAUGUGUACGUUAUACUGUAACUUGGGUAUCAGUCUUCUACUAAACUAUGAUCCUGAGGAAUGGCAUUCUUUUCUGCUCCUUCUCCACUUCUCACAAAAACAACCUACAGUUUAUUGGUUGUAAGGAAAGCAAUGUUGACUCGUGGAUCUAACGAUUGACCAACAUUCUCACAUGGAAUAAUUCAAAGAAGUGUGUUAAUAACCACCGAAAUCAAGAGGAAUGCAUCCACCGCUUGUUCAAAUCCUGACAGCCUUGUUUGCAUGCUUCUUAGAGUCAAACAACAUCAGGAUGGCAGUUGCCAAGGAGCAUGAUUCAAGAUCGUCAGCCAAAAGCUUCUCAUUGACUAUGUCUCCCUCCGAUUUUCUGGAUAAAUUAAUGGGCAGAACAUCUGGGUAUGAUGCAAGAAUACGUCCUAAUUUUAAAGUUUUGGAUCUGUCACAGAGACCACAAUGGUCCCCCUGUAAAUGUUACCUGCAACAUAUUUAUCAACAGCUUUGGUUCAAUAGCAGAGACUACAAUGGACUACCGACUGAAUAUAUUCUUGAGACAGCAAUGGAAUGACCCCCGACUGGCCUACAGUGAAUACCCGGACGAUUCCUUGGAUUUGGACCCCUCUAUGCUGGAUUCUAUUUGGAAGCCUGACUUGUUCUUUGCCAACGAGAAAGGUGCAAACUUUCAUGACGUCACAACAGACAACAAGCUACUGAGGAUUUUUAAAGAUGGAAAUGUUUUGUACAGCAUAAGACUGACACUCAUCUUGUCCUGUCCAAUGGACUUGAAAAACUUCCCAAUGGACGUACAGACCUGUGCAAUGCAACUGGAGAGCUUUGGUUAUACAAUGAAUGAUUUGAUCUUUGAAUGGCUGGAUGAAAGUCCUGUGCAAGUAGCUGAUGGUUUAACCCUGCCACAGUUUAUCCUGAAAGAUGAGAAGGAGCUUGGUUACUGCACAAAGCACUAUAACACAGGAAAGUUCACUUGCAUUGAAGUUAAGUUUCACCUUGAGCGGCAGAUGGGAUAUUAUUUAAUCCAGAUGUACAUUCCAAGCUUGCUGAUUGUCAUUUUGUCUUGGGUAUCCUUUUGGAUUAACAUGGAUGCCGCCCCCGCCAGAGUUGCCCUGGGCAUCACAACAGUGCUAACCAUGACUACUCAAAGUUCAGGCUCCAGAGCUUCUCUUCCAAAGGUUUCCUAUGUGAAGGCAAUUGAUAUUUGGAUGGCAGUGUGUCUUCUGUUUGUGUUUGCUGCAUUGCUGGAAUACGCAGGGGUCAACUUUGUCUCUAGGCAGCACAAAGAGUUUCUCCGUCUAAGAAAAAGGCAGAGAAGACAGAACAAGGCAUUGGGUAUUGGGAAUGAAAGCAUUGAAUCAGUACGCUGCAUGAACGGAUUGCAGAGCAAAGCAUCAUCGACCUAUGGGACUUUGAAUCAAACCAACAGAACAAGCUCCAGGGAUGAAGAUGCCAUCCGGGAGAGUCGUUUUAACUUCAGUGGGUAUGGAAUGGGCCACUGCCUGCAAGUCAAGGAUGGCACUGCGUUAAAAGCAGCACCUCCAAACCCCCCACCCCCACCCCCUGAUGACUCGGAUACAAUUAAAAGGAAGUUUGUCGACAGAGCCAAGAGGAUCGACACAGUAUCCAGGGCUGCCUUUCCUCUAGCCUUCUUAAUUUUUAACAUCUUUUACUGGAUUACCUACAAAAUAAUCCGGAAGGAGGAUAUCCACAGGGAGUAGGCCGGCCGGCCUACCUGCCUGCCUCCCUGGACUUGUGGAUGUCUUGUAUUGCCAAAAAAAAAAAACGUUUCAUAUGACUAACUGAUAUCUGUUAUGUCUUACUGUUUCUUGAGUGACAGCGCCUUCAGUAAGACAGAUUCCACUUGGAUUGGAAGUAACAGUAAAACAUAAAGUGGGAGAGUUCAGUAACCCCCACCAGUUAUUUUCCAGUGGGUUUGUAGAACUAACAAGAAAAAAAAAAAAUACAUUUCUUACAAACUACUAACAUUUACUCCAACAAAGGUAAAAGACUGAUAUUGUUGAGUCCAUUUUUUAGAAUAAAGUAAACAAAAAAAGUAAAAGUUUAAAAAAAAAAUCUAUUUUUGUUGUUGUUUUGAAUGCGGCAGAAGAGUUGUGGUGACACAACAUAGUAAAACGUUUUUAGUGAUUACAGUACAGUAUAGUACAGUUGAGAAUGGACCAAAUUUUACAAGUUAAUACAGCCUUUGCUAAAUUUGUAUUCCGAAUUCACUGAGCAUUCCAUUGCCAGAAGUAGUUAUAUGGGGUGGCAGAGGGGGUCUUUUUGUGUGCAGAAAUUCUUUCUUAUGAUAACAAGAAACAAAAAAUAAAUGUAUACUAUUUUGGUGGAUUUUUUUUUUUAUUUGGUGAAAUUGUGAUGGAGGUUUUGUUGAGAAAUCUAAAACACCAAUGCACUUGCUUUUUUCUAAUUUAUUUUGCUUUGUUCUAACAGUACUUGUAUAUGUAUCUCCAGGUGCCAAAUAGUACAUUACCUGUUGUGCUUUCCUGCACCAUAGUAUUUACUAAAAAAAAAAAAAAAAAAAAUGUUUUUUUUAAUGGUUUAAAUAGUUUAAGACGAACAUUAAAAACAAAACAUUAAUGGUGUAUAUCUUUUUCAUUGGUGUAGUUGCAAUUGGUUUUGUAGGUUGGUCUGGUGUCCAAAAUGUUUACAAACCUAUGGUUUUAUAUCUUCUUCAGUGGAUAUCAUUUUAAAGAGAUCCUCUAUCAAUCUGAGAUUUGAAAACUGUUUUGUGAUUCCAUAUCUCAUUAUUCCCAUUCAGUGCCAGCAAUAUGUGUUACAAUGAUUGUACUGCAUACAGUAUUUUUAUGGAGGAUGUUCUUUACACAGUAUUAAAAGACACAGAUUGUGCAUUGAAGCAACUCACAGUGUUAUAAUAAUUAUAUCUCUAAAGUAUUUAUUUUGAACAAUUGAACAAUUCAUCUUUGUUAUAGUUCAAUAAAGCUAUGUGCGCUACCCAGUAAUUUCAUGUUUCAGUUUUCUUUUUCAUUUACUGGAAGGAGGAGGUCAUAUUUACUAAGCAAUGACUGACUACAUUGUAAUAAACAUAAAUCUUUUAGUA
This is a messenger RNA of Acipenser ruthenus (sterlet), 3311 nucleotides long. RefSeq names its product glycine receptor subunit alpha-2. Gene Ontology annotation, molecular function: chloride channel activity; glycine binding; transmitter-gated monoatomic ion channel activity. The transcript is spliced from 11 exons. The coding region runs from base 625 to 1953 and encodes 442 amino acids. NCBI's taxonomy places the organism in Eukaryota, Metazoa, Chordata, Actinopteri, Acipenseriformes, Acipenseridae. The record is from RefSeq and is a predicted model, not a curated record. Gene Ontology annotation, cellular component: neuron projection; synapse; plasma membrane. Gene Ontology annotation, biological process: chemical synaptic transmission; nervous system process; regulation of membrane potential.